AUGGAAUUGCUGGAAGUUGCACCAGACCAGCGAGUUUCUCUAGAGAAGCAGCAAAUUACGAAUUCUAUACCACGUGCUGAUAAACCCAACAUCCGUCGCAAAAAAAUUCAUUCGUUGUUGGAAGCCCUUAAUCUUCAUAAUUCUGGAAGCAUGAAUCAAUUUUUGAAAGCGUUUGGAGUAAAGGUAGCAUAUCAACCAAAGCGGGUUGAAGGAAUUAGACGUGCACCACCUGAUAUCGUUUUCGGUCGGCAAUUCACCCCUAAUAUCGACAAAGAGAAGUAUAAUUGGCGUCAAUUUCCUGACACUAAGUAUGUGGACAGUGCGAGAGUUGAGCGCAUACUUAUCGCCCAUAGUGACGAAACAGGACGGCUACUAAAAGAAUUGAGAGCGGCUCUGGAACGAAUGUUUCGAAAUCGUGGAAUUCUAUGUAACAAGUUUGAAAGUGUAUGUAUCAGAAGAGGAAAGGAAGAGAUGGAAAGCCAGUUGGAGGAGGUCUUCAGAAAGAAUAAAGGAUCAAAGUCGCUUCUAAUUAUCUACAUCGAUAGUGCUGAAAGCAAGUCGCAUGACUUCCUGAAGUUAAUGGAGCGCAAAUACUUGAUUCGAACUCAGCAGAUAACCGCUGAGCUGGCUGAGAGAAUAAAAGGGAAAAAUCGAUGGAUCGCUAACGGUAAAACUUUAGUCGUUGGCUACGAUGUUGCUCAUCCUGGAAAACCAACGCGAGAUGAA
Strongylus vulgaris is the source of this 726-nucleotide messenger RNA. The record is from the annotation of a GenBank genome assembly. Lineage: Eukaryota; Metazoa; Nematoda; Chromadorea; Rhabditida; Strongylidae.